Messenger RNA from Dreissena polymorpha, 6888 nucleotides. Its product is annotated as fibril-forming collagen alpha chain-like. Bases 53 to 5713 code for a protein of 1886 amino acids. The transcript is spliced from 28 exons. Lineage: Eukaryota; Metazoa; Mollusca; Bivalvia; Myida; Dreissenidae. The record is from RefSeq and is a predicted model, not a curated record.
UAUACAAAAUUGAGUCACAACAACUUUGGCAAUUGUUGUCUUCAGAACAAAAAUGCCAGAGAAAAAGUCUUUCGUAUGGGGUCAAUGUGGCCUAUCAACGAUAUUACAAUGGUGUUUUAUAUUUGGAUUAUCAGGGAUGACAGUGUUUCAAUUAUUAGAACUCGAAAAAGUGAAACAAGAGUUGGAGAUAUUAAGACAUGGAUGUGAUAUGAUUUUGCAACAAAACAACAAAGCUACUGGUCAAUAUUUAGUACAAGAACCACGAGACAGAGUCAGACGACAAACAGCAACAAACAUUUCACUGCAAGACAUCCAGAACGAAAUCCAGAAAUAUUGUGUAAACAGCACAACGUGUCAACCGGGCCCUAAGGGUGAUAUUGGACCACAGGGGCCUCCGGGCAACAACGGUACUGAUGGCCAACAGGGUCUUAAGGGUGAUACUGGACCACAGGGGCCAACUGGUAAUAACGGUACGGAUGGGAUAAAUGGGCUUCCUGGAUUACCAGGUCAACAAGGGGCUAAGGGUGAUAUUGGACCUCAAGGACUCAACGGAUCUGAUGGUCAACAGGGCCCUAAAGGUGAUAUUGGACCACAGGGGCCUCCAGGCAACAACGGUACUGAUGGCCAACAGGGCCCUAAAGGUGAUAUUGGACCACAGGGGCCUCCGGGCAACAACGGUACUGAUGGCCAACAGGGUCUUAAGGGUGAUACUGGACUACAGGGGCCAACUGGUAAUAACGGUACGGAUGGGAUAAAUGGGCUCCCUGGAUUACCAGGUCAACAAGGGGCUAAGGGUGAUAUUGGACCUCAAGGACUCAACGGAUCUGAUGGUCAACAGGGCCCUAAAGGUGAUAUUGGACCACAAGGGCCUCAGGGAUUGAACGGAUCUGAUGGUCAACAGGGAGCAAAGGGUGAUAUUGGACCUAAGGGUGACAUUGGACCACAAGGGCCACAGGGAUUGAACGGAUCUGAUGGUCAACAAGGAGCAAAGGGUGAUAUUGGACCUAAGGGUGACAUUGGACCACAAGGGACUCAGGGUUUGAACGGAUCUGAUGGUCAACAGGGAGCAAAGGGUGAUAUUGGACCUAAGGGUGACAUUGGACCACAAGGGUCUCAGGGAUUGAACGGAUCUGAUGGUCAACAGGGAGCAAAGGGUGAUAUUGGACCUAAGGGUGAUAUUGGACCACAAGGGCCACAGGGAUUGAACGGAUCUGAUGGUCAACAAGGAGCAAAGGGUGAUAUUGGACCUAAGGGUGACAUUGGACCACAAGGGACUCAGGGUUUGAACGGAUCUGAUGGUCAACAGGGAGCAAAGGGUGAUAUUGGACCUAAGGGUGACAUUGGACCACAAGGGCCUCAAGGAUUGAACGGAUCUGAUGGAACAAAUGGUUCCGACGGGCCAAAGGGAGAUAAAGGUGACACGGGAUCGCAAGGACCACUUGGAUUAGUGGGAAGUCAGGGGCAAAAAGGCGAACCUGGUGUAAACGGGUUUAAAGGAGAGAAGGGUGAAAACGGAACUGAUGGUGGUAAAGGAGAGAAGGGGGAACAGGGUAAAGAAGGUCUACCGGGAAAGGACGGGUCUAAAGGUGACACAGGUGCAAUUGGCAGCAUGGGGUUGUCAGGAGACAAGGGCGACAAAGGCGAUCAAGGUAGCACAGGAAGUCAAGGUCAGAAAGGCCUUGAUGGUCUGAAUGGGUCUAAAGGAGAACCUGGGGAGAAAGGGGACCCAGGCCUUCGUGGUCUUGGCGGAUUACCGGGACAAAUGGGACAAAAAGGGGAGCAAGGAGAUAAAGGUGAUCUUGGGUUAAGUGGUUCAAAGGGUGAAAUGGGUGCACCAGGUUUAAAGGGAGACAUGGGUCCAUCGGGAAGAGAUGGGCUUAAUGGGACGGAAGGACAGAAAGGCGACAUGGGAACAGCUGGUACCCCUGGAAAUAAAGGAGAGAAGGGAGAUAUAGGUACGACCGGUUCUAUUGGACCAUCAGGACAAAAAGGAGAGCAAGGCCUGAAAGGGGAUAUUGGAAAUCAAGGAAUACAGGGGAUUAAAGGGGAUUCAGGAGCGACCGGGCCCUCGGGACAAAAAGGGGAACAAGGCUUGAAAGGAGAGAUUGGGAUUCAAGGAGUCAAAGGAGAGAAAGGAGAACACGGUUUAAGUGGUUUACCGGGUCAGGUUGGGGACAAGGGAGAGCCGGGUAUUCAAGGACCCCAAGGUCCCAUUGGUUCUACUGGCAAGGAUGGUAUGAAAGGGGAGAAAGGAGUUAAUGGCACUGACGGUGUAGACGGCCGAGACGGAGCCAAGGGAGAGCAAGGCUUCCAGGGAGUAAAGGGUGAACCUGGAACGCAAGGAAUUGCCGGCCUACCUGGACAGAAAGGAGACACCGGCAGCCCUGGACAAAAGGGAGGAAAUGGCACUGAUGGUGUAGAUGGUCGAGACGGAGCCAAUGGCGUACAGGGGCUUCCUGGAGUGAAGGGAGAACCUGGGACUCAAGGAAUUUCAGGGCUGCCAGGACAGAAAGGAGACACCGGAAGUCCUGGACAAAAAGGUGACACAGGGCCGUCCGGUUUAAACGGUCUUAUUGGAGCACCGGGACUGAAGGGUGAAAUGGGACCAACUGGGGCGAAGGGUGAGACAGGGGCAACGGGUAUUGGUUUGCAGGGUAUAAAGGGUGAAUCUGGCGUCAAGGGUGAGCCGGGAUUCACUGGACCACAAGGACUGAAAGGGGAACAAGGGGCACCGGGCAAAUCACCGGAUAACGAUUGCUGUCAAAAUUUGAAGGUGCCGACGUUUGAAGGCGGCACCGGUGAAGAGACCGUCACCACAGUCGUUGGCAAUACAAUCCUGCUGCCGUGCGUCGUCGCCGGCAACCCGGAGCCGACGGUCACCUGGUUGAGAGACAACGGCGAAAUCCCGGCGAACAGAACUGUGAAUACACCAAUAGGUAUCGCAAUAGACGCAGUGCAGGUGGGGGACUCGGGUAGAUACAUCUGCAAGGCCAACAACAUCCUUGGCACCACCACCAAGACAUUCAUUCUGAAUGUGUCAGCUGGCCAAGCGAUUGUGACGCCUGUGCGGAGGUUCGUUUCCGUGCGUCCAGGGGAUACCGUGGAUGACGGAUGUACGGUACAGAAUGUCAAGCAACAUGUAACCACUUACUCCAAGGUUCAUGGCGGUUUGCCCUCGCACAAUAUCCUGCCGAACGAGGACAUCGUGUUCCGGUUCCUGUCCACGAACGACUCCGGGGAGUAUCAGUGUACCUCCGUCACAGAUCAGGGAACUUUCACCGCCUCUUUCUUCGUGUAUCACAACCUGACGUCUUUCUCAUGUGACCAACCGUUCCAAGUGUGUGCGCAAGAUGGCGCUGUGUGCGGAGCGGAAUGUCCACAAGGCUGUACCAACUUGAACCCCCAAUUUGUAGCUACGAAAUAUUCCGUGAACCUACCAAUCUGUCGCGCGGCUAUUAACAACGGCAGGAUCGACGCCCGAGGAGGCCAGGUUGUAUUCCAGGUCCUUCAGAGCACAGGUACUUCGGAAAUUGUUGUCAAAACAAAAAUGACAGACAAAAAACUUUUCGUUUGGGGACCAUGUAGUAUAUCAACGAUAUUACAGUGGUGUUGUAUAUUUGGAUUAUCAGGGAUGGCAGUGUUUCAAUUAUUAGAACUCAAAAAAGUGAAUCACGAGUUGGAGAUAUUAAGAUCUGGAUGUACUAUGAUUUUGCAACAAGACACCAAAGCUAUUGGUCAAUUUUUAGUACAAGAACCACGAGACAGAGUCAGGCGACAAACAGCAGCCAACAUUUCACUGCAAGACAUUCAGAACGAAAUCCAGAAAUAUUGUGUAAACAGCACAACGUGUCAACCGGGCCCUAAGGGUGAUAUUGGACCACAGGGGCCUCCGGGCAACAACGGUACUGAUGGCCAACAGGGUCUUAAGGGUGAUACUGGACCACAGGGGCCAACUGGUAAUAACGGUACGGAUGGGAUAAAUGGGCUCCCUGGAUUACCAGGUCAACAAGGGGCUAAGGGUGAUAUUGGACCUCAAGGACUCAACGGAUCUGAUGGUCAACAGGGCCCUAAAGGUGAUAUUGGACCACAGGGGCCUCCGGGCAACAACGGUACUGAUGGCCAACAGGGUCUUAAGGGUGAUACUGGACCACAGGGGCCAACUGGUAAUAACGGUACGGAUGGGAUAAAUGGGCUCCCUGGGUUACCAGGUCAUCAAGGGGCUAAGGGUGAUAUUGGACCUCAAGGACUCAACGGAUCUGAUGGUCAACAGGGCCCUAAAGGUGAUAUUGGACCACAGGGGCCUCCGGGCAACAACGGUACUGAUGGCCAACAGGGUCUUAAGGGUGAUACUGGACCACAGGGGCCAACUGGUAAUAACGGUACGGAUGGGAUAAAUGGGCUCCCUGGAUUACCAGGUCAACAAGGGGCUAAGGGUGAUAUUGGACCUCAAGGACUCAACGGAUCUGAUGGUCAACAGGGCCCUAAAGGUGAUAUUGGACCACAAGGGCCUCAGGGAUUGAACGGAUCUGAUGGUCAACAGGGAGCAAAGGGUGAUAUUGGACCUAAGGGUGACAUUGGACCACAAGGGCCUCAGGGAUUGAACGGAUCUGAUGGUCAACAGGGAGCAAAGGGUGAUAUUGGACCUAAGGGUGACAUUGGACCACAAGGGCCUCAAGGAUUGAACGGAUUUGAUGGAACAAAUGGUUCCGACGGGCCAAAGGGAGAUAAAGGUGACACGGGAUCGCAAGGACCACUUGGAUUGAGUGGUUCAAAAGGUGACACAGGUGCAAUUGGCAGCAUGGGGUUGACAGGAGACAAGGGCGACAAAGGCGAUCAAGGUAGCACAGGAAGUCAAGGUCAGAAAGGCCUUGAUGGUCUGAAUGGGUCUAAAGGAGAACCUGGGGAGAAAGGGGACCCAGGCCUUCGUGGUCUUGGCGGAUUACCGGGACAAAUGGGACAAAAAGGGGAGCAAGGAGAUAAAGGUGAUCUUGGGUUAAGUGGUUCAAAGGGUGAAAUGGGUGCACCAGGUUCAAAGGGAGACAUUGGUUCAUCGGGUAGAGAUGGACUUAAUGGGACGGAAGGACAGAAAGGCGUCAUGGGAACAGCUGGUACCCCUGGAAGUAAAGGAGAGAAAGGAGAUAUAGGAACAACCGGUUCUAUUGGAUCAUCAGGACCAAAAGGUGAGCAAGGGGAUAAAGGUGAUCUUGGUUUAAGCGGAUCAAAGGGUGAAAUUGGUACACCAGAUUUAAAAGGAGACAUUGGUCCGCCGGGAAGAGAAUGGCUUAAUGGGACAGAAGGAAUGAAGGGAGACAAUGGACAAUCAUUGGAUGAUUCUUGUCCCCAAGGAUGCAAGGGUGCGCCUGGAUCGCCGGGACUCAAGGGGGAGCCAGGCAGUCCGGGUCUUGCGCAAAGUACAGAUUGCUGUCAAAGACUUAGUCCACCAACAAUUCAAGCUGAGCCGGGCGAAGAGAUCAUUAUUGUAAACGUAGGAAAUACGGUAUUGCUACCUUGUGUGGUCGAGGGGUAUCCAGAACCAAAGGUUACAUGGAAGAGAGAAAACGGUGAAUUUCCUGCAAACCGAACCGUGUACAUUUCAUUAGGUAUCGCAAUAGAAGCCGUGCAAGUGAAUGACUCCGGUCGAUACGUGUGCACAGCAACCAACAUCUUUAAAGAAGAGAGAAAGGUUUUCAUUCUGCAAAUACAUACGCAUUAAUUGUGUCGUGUUCUGAGAAAACUGGGCUUAAUGCAUGUGCGAAAAGUGUCAUCCCAGAUUUGCCUGUGCAGUCCGCACGGGAUAAUCAGGGACGACACUUUUCGCCUUAACUUGAUUUUCGGUAAGGAGGGACUUCCUCGGAACUAAACAUACCAUUAAAGCGGAAAGUGUCGUCCCUGAUUAGCAUAAACAGGCUAAUCUGGGAUGACACUUUACGCACAUGCAUUAAGCCCAGUUUUCACAGAACAAAGGCUCAAUUUAAAAUGAAGACUUCAACGGACUUUUUCAGGAGCAUUCAUGUUGUGAAAACUAUAAACCAAUUCACAGACUAAUGAGUAACUUCCUUUCCCUUCCAAUAACCUUUCUACGUGCGGUGAAAGCAGUCUCCACUGUGUUUAUUCAAGAAAUGGAUAAUGCGUUACCCGGGCAACUUACGGGCUAUGCAUACUGCGAAUAGCACAUCCGUCAUUACAAGUACUCAUGUCCCAAACUCGUCAUAACAAUAUUUUCCAUGUUAGACUCAAAAUUGAUUAGGAUAUAUAUUAAUAUGCUAAGUAAUUAUGGCGGAUGGCUGAUUUGCAAAUCAACUUUAUCAUGACAAAGAAGUAAAAGACCUAAACAUUAAAUCAGAUUCCUUAAAAUAGUAUGUGUGUAUGGCUAAGUGUCUCAUUGAAAAACGAUGAAAUAUAAAUGCAGAAACAUAUUAUCAGGAUAAAUGUAUUUGUAAAAAAGAAAAGAAAACUAUAUCUCAUUCUAUAUCAAUUUUUUUUGAAAGAGUGUUUAUUAUAUACUGAACAUAUUAAUGAUUUAAGGAAAAUGGAAUUUUACAUAUAUGAUUUUAGGAAAAUGGAAUUUUACAGUGUUCAAGAUUAAUUAGUUCGUUGUGUUGGCAUUUGUACAUAUUAAUGGAUAAUUUUUAAAAGAGUACAUGCAUUUUUUCAACUUUCGCGCAGAGAUUCGACUGAACUAUCAUAGCUCGAUUAAAUCCCUGCCGUUAUAACAAACCACGUGACGAUAGCCGAGUCAAGUUGAAAAAUCAUCUAACCAUUAUUGUCGUUGUAUUAAUGACGUUUUUGUUAUUAUGAACCUUAACGUAUACACUAUUUUCAAAAUAUUAACGACAAUAUUACUGCAUGUCAUAAUAUAAUACAAACAAUACAAUCCUUUUAGAUCUG